Symbiodinium sp. CCMP2592 is the source of this 1416-nucleotide messenger RNA. The record is from the annotation of a GenBank genome assembly. NCBI's taxonomy places the organism in Eukaryota, Dinophyceae, Suessiales, Symbiodiniaceae.
AUGGGGGCGAAGCCUUCAAGGGGUUUGUCGUCUCAAGAGUUGAAACAGCCGCUGCUUCCGCUGACGAUUCACUGUCCAGCCUUCAAGCCAGAAGGUGCAGGCAGCUGGUUGAGCACGCAGCCUCCUCGAAGUGGGGGUAGCCUGCCAUCAGCCCCAGCCAGCUUCAAGGCCGGAAAGCCCAGAAAAACCAGAGACUUCAUCGACGGCGAGAUCACUCUCCGCUCCACGGGCACUAGGCACGUUUGGGAUGGGGAGAGCCUUGACCCACGGUUCGUCACCGAAGAGCAGACGACACACGCCAUCAGCGGGCAGGUGGCAACACUCGUCUGCCGCUACGUGGAAGAGGGAAGGGAGAAAGCGGAGGCCCUGUCAAAGAAUGACGACGAGUUCCACGAGGACCACUUCCUGCGUCGAAGGUGGUGUUGCUGUCCGCGUAGAAAAAAGAAGCCGGAGUUGUCCCAUGAGGCCGUAUUGACCUUUCUGAACGACAUUUCCGAUUCCUUGUAUUUUUGCAAGCAGGUAGUUGUUCUUUGCGCCAUCUACAUUGAGCGCUUGAUUGAGCAGACCGACACCGUUCUGACGGUUGGUAACUGGCGCUCGCUUGUCACAGCUGGAUUGCUGAUUGCAUCCAAGGUAUGGGAGGACAUUCAUCCCUGGAACGCUGACUUUGAAGAAUGCCUUCUGGAAGUUGCAGGCAUUCGCUACAAAUGCGGUGCGCUGUACCGAUUAGAAUCAAUGUUCCUGGAAAAACUGCAGUGGAAGGUGUUCGUCGAUGCCAAAAUCUAUGCUGCUUACUUCUUCUCCUUGAUGGACAAGGCCAUGGGCUUCCGUCCAGCGGGAAACUUCGAGAUGCGCACCACUGGAUCCGUGACCUUCGCGGGGGACUUUGGUCCAAUCAAGGAGGACGAGCACUUCGGCGAAACGGACUCAGAGUUGGACUUGGAAAGGGGCCUCAUGUCUCCGGAGCAGCGCGGAACCUCGGAGCGCAGGACUGCUGGGGACAGCAGCACGUCACCAGACGUGCGUGGCAGGGAUGAAGUGGAGAGUUGCCUCAGUGGUGAGUCCCUUCAUAGUGCACGUGAUUGCUGGCGUCUCGAUGCCGGAAAUCCGCACAUUGGCUCUCUACGACAUGCGCCACGAGCUCUGGCACCUUCCCGACACAUACCUCAGAGCGAGGAACUCCUUCGGGUGCACAAGUUGGUCUCACGGACCACAAGCAUGUUUGGUCUCCCCAAGGGCCGCCACCCGGAGGCACUGACACUUUCCGGAGCGACCGGAAGUCAGUUGAAGACGGAGCUCCUGCAGUACUUGAAGAAGAGGGGUGAGGAGAAAACCACUGCCGAGGCCUCUGCAGCUCGUGGAUUGAGCAUUCUGGAGGAGGAGGGUGCGUGGUCAGACAAUUCUCCCAGCAAGUGA